GAAAAAUACUCAAUUUCUUUUAAUUUGAAAUUUUAUCUAAUUGUAAACCGAAAACUUUAAAAAAAUAUCCAUAAUACCGAAAACAUAUUCGAAAUAUCCAAAUAUACCUAAUAAAUACAAUAUAUUUAUGAUUGGGUCUAGGGUAGGACCCAGACUUAAACAAAGACAUGCGUGUCCAAAAAAACCCAAUAGAUUAUCUUCUCUGGACCUGAACUAAACCUAUAUUUUCGGGUCGGUUCGGUUUGUUUUUUUUGAUCCGGAUAUAAUUUUCAUGCCUAAAAGAAACUUACAUAAAAGUGUACAUAUAAAGUCUCAAAUAAACUAAUUCGUAUAUUAUACAACUGUUAAAAAUUACAUUUUUCGGUAUAAUAAAACUUUGUAUUAUAAUAUAAUCCAAAAAUCCACGCUUUCUAAGCGCGGAUCAAAAUCUAGUUAUUAAAAUUAAUUAGUUAAAAAAUCAAAGUACUCUCGUAACAACACAACAACUACAAUUGAUUUGUGUAUUUUGGUUUGCAAAUAUUUGGGUAUAUUAUAUAUAUAUGUAUAUAUAUAAAGAAUCAUUUCAUAACGAUUUUGAUUAAAUUCUGUUGGUUUUUACUUCAGUUUGGGUAGUGAAGUUGGAGUCCGACUAAAAACCAAAAUGGCUAUAUGUUUGGUUACGGCUCGUUUGGUAAUUUAGGAUAUUUCGGGUAAAAUAUUGUGUAAUACAUGGUUAGUUUGGAUUAUUUUCUCUAUGCAUGCCUAAUAUUUGUAGAUUUAUGAAAUAUAUUUUGGCUAUUUUAAAUCUAAAUAUAGCUUAUAUUUUAAAAACAGAAUCAUAUUUUGGUUAUUCAGAUAACCAUUUGGUUUUCAGUUUGGUUUUGGUUUGAUUCGAACAUCCAAAAUGGUUUUAGAAAACUAUAUAUUUAUGAUAAUCCGGUUCAGUACUUCAUAAUUCUUUUCAGUUUGGUUUGAUUUUACGGUUAUUGUAAUUUGUCCAUGCCUGAUUUUAGCUUAGAUCAAGACUCCCUAUCUUCUUAUAUGUACAUAAUUCACUACCAAGUAGGAUGCAUAUCUCAUUUAUCAAUAUAUUUUUUGUUUUUAGCUUUUCAUGGCCUUGUUAUAUCCUCCUUUAAUAGAGUAAAUUAACUCAUUUCAUACAAAUUUAGGUUGUACAAAAUUUAAAUGAAUGAGAAACCUUUCAGUAUGUAAUGUGAAUCCAAAGCCAACACUGCACAUGACUGGUCUUUAUUCAACUUUGCUACAUAUGAAAAUAAAAUAAAAACUUUCAAGAAUUUCACGCUUGCACCCAAAGUAACUAAAGAAUGGCAUCUGCAUUUAUUGCGCCACAAAGGCGGUCAUGGUUUGCAAGAACCAUGUGACUAUAUUAAUUCUCUUCCACCUUUAUUUUCAAAUUUUAAUCAAUCCACUGGUGUGGCACAAAAAAAAACAAUCCUUGUGCUCAAAAAAAAAAAAAUCAGUCCUUCAGUAAUUUAUAACUACUGAUAAAAAUCAAUGACUUUUUUCUGACACAUUUUUUAAAGUUUUUUUUAAAAAAAACCUAGUUUUCGGUUACAGAUCAAAUCCGCCCCGCAAACCUCUGGAUUGAAUGAUUUUUUUUAUUCAAAAAUUUGAUCUGUUUGACCCACAAUAAGAAUAACAGGUGAUGUUUAUUAUAAUAAUAAAACUAUUAUUUUAAAUAUUUUAUGAAAAAUAAUAAUAAUAGUAAUAAUUGAUCUAUAAUUAAAAUUAAAUAAAUAAUUUUAAAUUAUUAUUAAAAUAUUAUUUUUUCUUAAAUUUUUUUUUUAAAAAAUUUUUGCAGGUUGGCGAAUAUUCGCGGUUGAAAUUUUACUGAUCCGUGGAUCAAAUGGAACGGACCCACGGAUAAUGAUUAAGUCCCCAUCACAUAGCUAAAGUAUAAAUAAUAAGAAAACAUAAUUGUGGUAAUUUUUGAAUUGAUUUGUUUGCUAUUUCUUGUCACGGGUCAUACUCAGUGUAUGUGUUUCCGACUUCUGUAAACUCUAAUAAAUGUGUUAAAUUCAAAACUUCAUUCCAUUUCAUUACUUUUGAAUUUGAAAAGUCCCUCCUUUCUUUAAUGCUACCGAUUUGUUUAGGUCAAACAUCGACCACUAUUGUUUACCGGUUGUUAGGGAAAUGAAGCAAUUACAUUGAAAUUGACUAUACAAUUACAUAGAGAUGGAAUUAUCUUAUUCCUCAGAUUUAUAGCAAAAGUAUAAACAGAGAUUUUAGAAGUGGAUACCAUUGUUAAGAAAUUAUAAAACUCAUCUUAAAGUAUGAAUUUUAAACUCAUGUUCAGGUUUGGAAUCGCAACUAGCAAACUUCUUUUGUCUAGUUUCGCCACUAAAAUUAACUAUAACUAAUGACCCAUGUACACAAAACUAUAUUGAGUUAAUGUAUUAAGAUAUAAAUUGAGAGGCCGUUGGACAAUAAUAAUAAAGAAUUGUGAUAUUCUUCAAUAAAUGUUAACCUAAUCAUGUGCACAAUUGUGGAGAAACUAGACAAAAAGUGUCAUUGAAAUGGAUUCUCUAAAAUGGGAAUAUUGAUCACACCCAAUUAUUUAGUAAAGAAAUCCAAUGUCUUUUGUUGUUUGCAUUUUCUUGUAUUUAUCCUCCACUUGUUUAACCCUACCUGAUCAUUUACAACACAUCAUCACCAUUAUGAUUAGUGGAAGCCCUUGUAAAAAUGGGCUUAUCCAGAGUCGAUAUCAUAAAUUAGUAAAACUUUGACUUUGUCCUUCAAAUUUAUAAAAAUUAAUAUACAAAGUUUUCUAACUUCCAAAUUAUAAGUUUUUUAAAAACCAUUUACACUAUAUACUUCUUAAAUUUUAACCUGCCGUUUAAUACCAAUGAACAUCCAACGUGUCAUGGAUCAGAACUAAACUACAAAUAUAGAAUUGAUUUGAUCUUUUUAGAAUUAUUAUUUCUUACCAAGGCUGUUUGCAGCUCAUAAAUAAAUAAACCAACAGAGUUAUUCCCAAAUAUAUUUUAUUAUACUUAAAGAGAAUAUUCUCUUUUUUAUUGUUUUAGCUCACAUUUUAUUCUCUCUCUCUUUUUUCUUGUAACUGAACAUUUGAUUCUCUUGCCAGCAAAUUAAGUAGCACUGUAAUAAUUUUGACUUUUUUUCGAAACACAACAAAAUUAAUAAUUUUGACUAGAAUUAAAAAAUCUGGCACAAUUAUGAAAUAUUGAUUAUUAACAUCCACUGAUCUGACCGCGCGUUGAAUAAAUUUAAUUAUUUAUAAUAAAAUUUAGUUUAUGAUGUAUAUAAUAUAUAGUUGUAGACAUAAAAUUUUUUAAACUAUGUUAAAUAUCUUAAUUUUUUAAUAAAUGUUAUAUAGUUUAAUUAUUUUAAACUGAUAUGAUGAAAUUUAUUUUCAGUUUAAAUAAAUAUAUUUUAUAUGUAUGAAUAUAAAAAAGAUUUAUGUUAUUAUAUUAAUAUAAUUUCCUCAUAUUUUGUUUCAUAUAUUACUUUUGUCUUAAAUGAAUAGAUUGCGAUUAUAAAAUAGCAUAUAUUUUUGUUGUUACUAAUUACGAAUUAAUGAAUUAUGGUAAAUAAUUUUUUUAUUUUUCUUAAUAAAUUUGUUAUAUUUUUUCAGCAGAUUAUAGCUAUUUAAAAAUAAAACAUAUUAUUAAUAUUUUUAAAAUUUUAAAAGAUAUUAUAAGUAAAUUAGUGAUAAAUGGAUUUAACAUUAUUCUUAAUGAAUAUCUAAGAAUUCACAUAUUUUAGUGGUAUAAAUCGUUAAUAAUACACAAUAUAUUUUCGUAGGUUCCUUUUUAAUAAGAUAGAUGAUUAAACAAAUAAACAAACGAAACAAGAGAAAAGCUUGGUUAGUAAAAUAAAAACAGAAGGUAGAAUUGUCUUUUUUUGAAACCAUACUUAUGCGGACGUGGAGCCUUCGCUUCAUCUUCCUAUCUCUUCAUAUAGUGAAAAAAUGAAGAUAAAUUCAAUGUUGUUUAGAUUUCAAUUCAUUUAAGACAAAAUCUCUGCAGAAACAUUGAAUCCGCUUGACAUCAGAGGAUCCCUAUCGUGUAAACUCAAGAAACCUCGACCAAGUCAUCAGAAGUUGGAUCUUGAGUUUGACUCGCUUUCUUUCUUUUUUUUCUCUCUCUCUCUUUCUUGUUGUCACUUGCAGGCGGUGCAAACAAUAAAGACUGUUCGUUGUGUUUGAUCGUAAUCUCUUCAUUUGAGUUCACAUUACAGAGUUUCUUGGGAAUUUUUUGAUAAAAUCUGACAAGCUUUGGUUCAGAGGAAGACGAUCUGUUGAAAAAGCUCCAGCUCUGAGUAUAAAACAAUGCCUGAAGGGAAAUUAAGAUCAGGAGUUUACAGAUCAUUCAUAAUGUGCGAUGAUCCAAGAGGAGUUGUUGAACGUGGCGCAAUCAAGAAACAGAGAUAUAAUAGCAUAUGUAGUGGUACUAACCAAAGAUUUGACCAUCCUUCCAAACCCAAAGAGAGAUCCGAAACGGCACCGAGGAAGAGCACAGAGGAUGCUCCUGCUCCUUCUUCUUCAUUGCAGCUCUUGAGAGUAUCCAAAGGGAUUCAGAAACUGAACGUUGCGAUUGAUUCAUAUUCCAAAGGGUCAAGCUAUGAGACUGUGAGGCCUGAGGAUAUAGCAAAAGGUUUGUUAAGAGGAGCGCUUGAUUUGGAGGAGUCUUUGGCUAUGCUUAGUAGUAUUCAAGAAGCUGAUAACAAGCAGAAAGGGAGGGUUAGUAAAGAUGGAAGUCGCGAUUUGCGGUUUCAGAGAUCGAUGUCUGAUAGAUUCGGGGAGCGUAUUGAGAAAAGGAUGAUGGUUCAAGAGAAUGCAGCAUCGAGAGAUUGUUAUGAUGAGCUAAGAAACGUGAUAAGAGAAAGCUUUCACAGGCAGAAUCUUCUUCCACAAACAAGUAAUACAGAGACUAAGAAGACUCGCGUUGCUAGAAGUGGUUUUGCUUCCUCAUCAACGAGCUCAAGCCAAUCUUCUAUGGUUUCUGGCUCCACAAAAUCGUCUGCGUCGUCUGAUGUUCCAAGGAGACCACCAAGUUUGAUUGCUAGGCUUAUGGGUUUGGAUGUAUCUCCUCAAGUACAGAACAUUAGCACGGUGAAACAUAUCGAUAAGCCAGUUAUUGUAAAUGUCUCACCAGAAAGACAAGAGAAGCUGCUGAAGAGGAAGAAGAAAGAGAGUCCUGAAACUGUUAGAUGCAACUCUACAAGAAAACCUGUUUUACACUCUUUGCCUGAAGAGAUUCCGAGUGAGAAUCCCUCAAGUAUAGUACUCAUCAAACCUGUGAAUGUUGUACAAGACGAAAAACCGGGCAACAAAAGACCGGUUUUACCGAAGAAACCGAGGAUGCAAGGAGAGGUUCAUCCAAGAAUGAUCAUCAACCAGAGAAAAGAUCAUCAAGCCAAGGGAGGGAGUAAAACAAGCAGCAGCAACACAAUGAAAUUACCAUCGAGUCCGACUAAGAAAGACAAAAUGGUGCGGAAAGUAGAAGAGAAUGAAGGUAAGGUGAUGAAGUUAUUGUCACCGAGCAAUGUCACAAGACAAGGAAAACCAAAGGAAAACAUCAAAAAGAUUUACGUGAAGAAGGAAGAUAUCAGUGAAGGUAAAGACAGACGUAGCGCUCUUAAGCCACCUGCCAAUCAUUCGACUCACAAGAAAUCAAAUGGUUCUUCAGAAAUGUCAAGAAACAAGAAUCAACGUUCCAGGUUGAGCUCAAGCUCAAGCUCUAGUAGUGAUGAGCAGAAAAGUAAUAGUCGGUUAAAGAAGCCUGGUGAAGCUAGUAAACGAAGUCCAAAGAAGAAACUCCAUCAACGAGACAAUUAUGACCUCGCUUCAGAGAAUAACUCAAGUUCUUCACAAGACACGCGUGUAUCAAUAAACCAACUUUCUGCAGAGGAAACCACUUCUUCAGAGCUUCACAUUCAAGGCCAUUGCGACAGCGGAGAAGUUACUUCUUGUGCUCCCACAAUUCAGCAAGAAACCUCUCUUAGAUCAUUCUUAUCCAACUCCUCAGAUUUCAUCAGCUACGCAGAGAAUCUUUUUGACUUCAAAACCAACACUAACAGGAGCCAAGAAAGAACCUGUCAGGAUAGAGACAGCAGUGUAAUCUCAGACCAAAGACUUGCACUAGACUUUGCCAAAGAAGUAGCCAGACGCAGAAGCCUUCUUCUCAUUACCGAACCAACUUGUCUCUUGAGAAGCUCUUUGCACAUUGAUGAGUUGUUAAUGGAAGUCUGUGAUGGGUUUGACUCCCUCAGAAGUUACAGAGACACGUUUUUAAAUCAGAGCAGCUUCGUUAAAGAGAGCAUACACAUGGCCUUGGAGAAGGAUCUAUAUAGUAAGAAAAAAGAGAUGACAAGCGGAGUUUGGGAUUUGGGUUGGAGAAGUGAGUUUCAGAUCGAUGAAACUCAUCAAGCUGUAGUUGACUUAGAGAAACUCAUCUUGUCUGGUUUGAUCCAAGAAAUUUUUUCUUAACCCCUUGAGCCAAUAUAACAAAAGUUUUCCUCUUUUUGUAAUCAGUUCUUUUGUAACCAAUUAUAUAUAACAAUAAUUGUAGCAAUGAGAUUAUAAACUUCAGAGUUAAAUUGUGCAGAAACA
This is a messenger RNA of Brassica rapa (field mustard), 6574 nucleotides long. RefSeq lists its product as uncharacterized. NCBI's taxonomy places the organism in Eukaryota, Viridiplantae, Streptophyta, Magnoliopsida, Brassicales, Brassicaceae. The record is from RefSeq and is a predicted model, not a curated record.